Messenger RNA from Macroventuria anomochaeta, 2609 nucleotides. Its product is annotated as elongation factor G, mitochondrial. The record is from RefSeq and is a predicted model, not a curated record. NCBI's taxonomy places the organism in Eukaryota, Fungi, Ascomycota, Dothideomycetes, Pleosporales, Didymellaceae. Bases 62 to 2452 code for a protein of 796 amino acids. The transcript is spliced from 3 exons. Gene Ontology annotation, biological process: mitochondrial translational elongation. Gene Ontology annotation, cellular component: mitochondrion. Gene Ontology annotation, molecular function: GTPase activity; GTP binding; translation elongation factor activity.
GACGUUAGCGUCGUCCUUUCACUUUCUCCUCUUCUUGUUGUUGUGUCUAACAGUGUUUGAGAUGAGGGUUCAGUCACUCAUCAGAGCGCAAUCGCUCGCCACAAGCAGCCUUCGCACAGCUGCUCGCACAGCUUCGCGGACCCCUUCGCGAUGCGCUCUGUCGACCGCCGCGGCGUCGCGCACACCCUUCACCAACGGAUUGAAGACGGACACAUGGAUCAACAACCAGCAGAAGAGAUGGCAGUCUGCGGCAGCACAGGUAUUGGCGCAAGCAAAAGAUGACCCGUCAACAUUGUCCCAGGACGACAUUGUCGCAAACCUCGAUCCCGUCGAAUGGGAGCGUUUGUCUCGAGUCCGUAACAUCGGUAUCGCAGCGCACAUUGACUCCGGGAAGACCACCGUCACCGAGCGCGUUCUCUUCUACACCGGCCGGAUCAACGCCAUCCACGAAGUUCGAGGCAAAGAUGCCGUCGGUGCAAAGAUGGACUCGAUGGAUCUGGAGCGUGAGAAGGGUAUCACCAUCCAGUCUGCUGCAACGUUCUGUGACUGGGUGAAGAAGGACGAUGAGGGCAAGGACGAGAAAUACCACAUCAACUUGAUCGAUACACCCGGGCAUAUCGAUUUCACAAUCGAAGUGGAGCGCGCGCUCCGAGUACUUGAUGGAGCUGUCAUGAUUCUCUGCGCCGUCAGUGGUGUCCAAUCUCAGACAAUCACGGUCGACAGGCAGAUGAAGCGCUACAACAUUCCUAGGUUGUCGUUCGUCAACAAGAUGGAUCGCAUGGGCGCAAACCCGUGGAAGGCUGUUGAGCAGAUCAACAAAAAGCUCCGCAUCGCCGCUGCCGCUAUCCAGGUCCCUAUCGGACGGGAGGACGACUUCUUGGGUGUGGUUGACCUUAUCAAGAUGCAGGCCAUCUACAGUGAAGGUGAAAAGGGGGAGACUAUCAGGGUUACAGAUGAGAUCCCAGCGGACCUGGUUGAUCUCUGCAAGGAGAAGAGGGCAACACUCAUCGAGACUCUUGCGGAUCUGGACGAUGAGAUUGCCGAGAUCUUCCUGAUGGAGGAGACACCUACCAUUCCCCAGAUCAAGGCUGCCAUCCGCCGUGCAACUAUCUCCCUGAAGUUCACUCCCGUCCUGAUGGGCUCUGCGCUUGCUGAUAAAUCCGUCCAGCCUAUGCUCGACGCCGUAUGCGAUUACCUACCCAACCCCUCCGAGGUCGAGAACAUGGCGCUGGACAAGAAGAGGGCUGAAGCACCGGUCAAGCUGGUCUCAUACAACUCGCUGCCAUUCGUCGGUCUUGCGUUCAAGCUUGAAGAGAGCAAUUUCGGCCAGUUGACUUACAUCCGUGUCUACCAGGGUACUCUCAGGAAGGGCAUGAACGUGUUCAACGCAAGGUCAGACAAGAAGGUCAAGAUUCCCAAGAUCGUGCGCAUGCACUCCAAUGACAUGGAGGAAGUCCAGGAGAUUGGCGCUGGAGAAAUCUGCGCUGUGUUUGGUGUCGACUGCGCGUCUGGUGAUACUUUCACCGACGGCGGCCUCGGAUACACAAUGACCUCUAUGUUCGUUCCUGAGCCCGUCAUCUCCCUCUCGAUCAAGCCAAAGCACACCAAGGAUACCCCCAACUUCAGUAAAGCCAUGAACCGCUUCACCCGUGAAGACCCUACUUUCCGCAUCCACGUCGACCCCGAGUCCCAGGAGACCGUCAUCUCCGGCAUGGGUGAAUUGCACUUGGAUAUCUACGUUGAGCGUCUGCGCCGUGAAUACCGCGUCGACUGCGAAACCGGCCAGCCUCAGGUCGCCUACCGCGAGACGCUCACCAAGCGCGUCAACUUCGACCACACCCUGAAGAAGCAGUCCGGUGGAUCCGGAGACUUCGCGCGUAUCAUUGGGUGGAUGGAGCCCUCCGAAGCCCUUACAGACAACAAGUUCGAGACCCAAGUCACUGGUGAUAACCUGUCCGAGAAGUUCUUGUACGCUUGUGAGAAGGGUUUUAACCAGUCCAUCGUCAAGGGUCCUCUGCUUGGUCACCGCGUACUGGGUACAACCAUGGUCAUCAACGACGGAGCUACCCACGCUGUCGACUCCAGUGAAAUGGCCUUCAAGAACGCCACAGCCCAGGCUUUCCGCAAGGCCUUCGCACAGGGGGCCCCUCAGGUUCUCGAACCUCUCAUGAAGACCACCAUCACCGCGCCCAGCGAGUCCCAGGGUUCGGUUAUUGGAUUGUUGAACAAGCGCAAUGCUGUUAUUAUCGACACUGAGGUCGGGCCGGAGGACUUCACCGUCUACGCCGACUGCUCGUUGAACUCUAUGUUUGGUUUCAGUUCGCUGCUGCGUGCUAGCACACAAGGAAAGGGCGAAUUUAGCAUGGAGUUCAGCCACUACAGUCCUGCGCCGCCGCAGCUGCAGAAGGAGCUUGUUGCGAAGUAUGAGAAGGAGAGGAAGGACAAGGACUAGAGAAGUAAUGGCUUGGGGAAGAGAUGAGAUGAGAAACUUUCGCGUGAUCGAGUUUCAUGUUACAGUACGACUAGGGCUUGCAUAUAGACGGGCGCAUCGGAAAACUUGGGUACUGUAGUAUAGUUGUACAGUACGAUUGAUGUAUGUAUUGUAUGUG